AUGGGACUCAGGGCAAGUAAGGCUAGCAACCUGCUUCCCUGGUACUUUAAAUAUGAUGCUGGUGACAAUCAGAGCAAAAUGCCUCGGACCUUUGGAGGUGACGGAGCCCUACCUCUAACUGACAAACUAGGGACUCCUAAGAUACGACUUGGCAAACAAAUGGUAAUAAGAUGGGAAGCUAUUAACAUCAAUGGGGGCUACUCUGGGAAGAAGGUAGAGCUGGCAGAGGCUGCAAGUAAGAUGGGUCUGGACGUUUUAGCUGUUAGUGACAUUCGGGUAAGGGGUGAGAAAGAAGAGGAAUUGGGAGAAUACAAGAUCUACCUAUCAGGAGUCAAAGCAGGUAUAGCACAACGGGGUGUAGAGCUUUACAUUAGGAAAGAAAUGGAAUCCAGCGUAGUUGCAAUAAGAUAUGUAAACGAACGACUGAUGUGGAUAGAUUUGACAGUGUCUAACAAGAAAAUUAGGAUUGUGUCAGUAUAUUUGCAUUGUGAAGGGACAGAUCAAGAUAAGAUGGAUAGUUUUUAUGAGGCACUCAGUGAUGUAGUUGUUAGAGUGAAGGACAAGGACAGUGUUAUGCUCAUGGGUGAUUUUAAUGCCAGGAUUGGGAAUCGAACAGAAGGGUAUGAAAAGGUUAUAGGUAAAUUUGGAGAGGAUAUGGAGGCCAAUAGGAACAGGAAACAACUCUUGGAUUUCUGUGCCACUGCUGCCGAGGAUCACGACCGAUCGGAUGCUGAGGAUGAUGAAGAGAAUACAAAUGACGGUAAGAAAGAAGAUGAAGAAGGAAAUGAAGAUGAAGGACAAGAAUCGCAAGAGGAAGAAGAUUAUGAAGGCUUGUGCGCGGGAGUCGAGGGCGAGCGCGUGGCCGCGGCCGUGGUGCGCAUGCGCGUGUUUUGCAGGCGUGCAGCCGGCGCGCUGCGUGCUCUCGGGCUCGCCAGUGUGGUGGCUGCACCCAUGCGGGCAGCAACGCGCGGCUCCGCGGCGCCACCGCCGGCGUUCAAGCGUGCGGCGUCGGCGUCGGCGUCGUCUCGCGUCGACUGGGCGUGCGUCGCGUCAGCAGCACUCGCCGCCCUGCUCUACGCCGGGACUCUGCGCGCCGGGUUCGUCUACGACGACAACCGCGCGAUCCUGACGAACGAGGAUGUGGUGGGCGGCGGCGCGGAGUCGUGGUGGCGCGUGUGGCGGCACGACUUCUGGGGCACGCCGCUGCGGCACGCCGGCUCGCACGGCUCCUACCGGCCGCUGGCGGUGCUCAGCUUCCGGCUGGACGCGGCGCUGUGGCGGCUGCGGCCCGCCGGCUUCCACCUGAGCAAUGUGGCGCUGCACGCCGCCGCCACCGCCGCCGUCGUGCGCUGGGCGCGCGCGCUGCUCGCGAGACGUAAAACUUUGUGUCAUGCAGUCACGGGCCUGCUGUUCGCGGCCCACCCGGUGCACACGGAGGCCGUGGCGGGCCUGGUGGGACGCGCCGACGAAGGCGCCGCCCUGCUGCUGCUGCUGGCGCUGCUGCUGCACGAGGCGCACUGCCGCCGCAGGCGCGCAGCUCCGCCAGGUGCCUGGCGGGGUCGCCUGCUGCUGUCGCUGUGUGUGCUGGUGUCGGGCUGCGCUAUGCUGGCCAAGGAGCACGGCGUGUGCGCGCUCGCUAUCUGCCUGGUGAGGGAGGCGCUCGCCUGGCAGAGGGCGGCUGCAGACCCCAGGGCCAGGAGGCAGGCGGUGCGCAGCGCCUGCUGCGCGGCGGGCGGCCGCGUCCCGCGCUUCGCGGCCGCCGACAACCCGGCGGCGCGCCACCCCUCGCGGCUGACGCGCGCGCUCACCUUCCUGCUGCUGCCCGCGCUGCACGCCUGGCUGCUGCUCUGCCCCGCCACGCUCAGCUUCGACUGGUCCAUGGACGCCGUGCCGCUCGUCCACUCCCCCGCGGACCCGCGCAACGCCGCCUCGGCCGCGCUCUACGCCUGCGUGGCCGGCGCCGUUCUGCUCGCCGCGAGGCGCUCCGUCCGCGCAGCCGCCGCCGCCGACCGCCGCCACUGCAAGCCGCCCGCCGUCUGCAUAGACCACAACGCCAACCACAGCGUCGCCGCGGCCUGCCACCACAGGACGCAGCACAGGAGCGAGAGCGGCCUGGGGCGCGGCGCGACGCUGGUGGCGGUGUCGCUGUCUGCGACGGUGCUGCCCUUCGUGCCGGCGUCCAACCUGGUGGCGCACGUCGGCUUCGUGGUGGCCGAGCGCGUGCUCUACGUGCCCUCGGCCGGCUACUGCGUGCUCGCCGGCUACGGCUUCGCCAGGCUGCUGCACGCCUCCGACAGGAGGGCGUGGCGGUGGUCAGUGACGGGCUGCGCAUGCGUGCUGCUGGUACUCAUGUCUGCGCGGACGCUGCGCCGCUGCGAAGACUGGAUGGACGAGGAGAGCCUCUACCGUUCCGGGCUGCACGUCAACCCGCCCAAAGCAUACGGCAACCUGGGCAACAUCCUGAGUAUGAAAGGCGAGCUGGAAGAGGCAGAGAGGUGCUACCGCAAGGCGCUUUCCUACCGGCCCAACAUGGCGGACGUCCACUACAACCUGGGCGUGUUGCUACAGUCGCAGCAGCGGUUGGAGGAGGCUGCACAAAGCUACCAGACUGCCAUAAGCUUCCGGCCUAGCCUCGCAGCUGCGUACCUGAACCUGGGGCUGGUGCUGUGGCGGCAGGGCCGCGAGGCGGACGCGCUCGGCGUGCUGCGUGCGGGCGCCGCCGCCGACGGCUCGGCGCUCAAGGACCCGCGCGCGCACGCGCAGGCGGCGACCGCGUGCCGCUUCCACCUGGGCCGCCUGCUGCUCGAGAGCGGGCGCGCCGCCGCCGCAGACCGGGAGCUGCGCGCCGCAGUCGCCGGCAUGCCCCCCCACUACCAGCCACAGAGCCUGUUCAACCUGCUGGGGGAGGCGCAGGCGAGGCUGGGGCGGCAUGCCGAGGCAGAGCGCUGGUUCCAGGAAAGCCUGAGAGCCAAGCCCGACCACGUGCCCGCGCACCUCACCUACGGACGCCUGCUCGCCCGCAACAGCUCCCGGGCUGCAGAAGCAGAGCAGUGGUACCGGCGCGCCCUGCGCCUGGCCCCGGACGACGCGUCUGUUCUGCUCCACUACGGUCAGUUCCUGCUGAGCCAGCAGCGGCCGGCCGAGGCGGCUGCGGCGCUGACCCGGGCCGCCUCGCUCUCCCCAGAGGCGCUGGCCUACGAGGACGCCAUGAACGCCGCCGCCAGCCUCAGACUCGCCGGAGAUCUGCGAGCAGCCGAGACCUUCUACCGCAUGGCCGUCUCCAUGAGGCCUACGGAACCAGCCGGCGUGGGCAACCUUGGCGCGCUCUACCACCUGAUGGGCCGGCACGCCGAGGCCGAGAAGUUCUACCGGGAGGCGCUGCGCCUCUUACCCGGUGACCCCGUCACGUUGGCCAACCUGCGGCGACUACACCGUCGCAUGGCUGCCGGCACGUGACGAUUGACGAGGACUCUGCCCGGGGGAUGCCCCACAACAUGUGAACAACCCCGUCGGUCGUCUUAGAACUUCAAACAAUACCAACUGUUGACAUGACAGUAGCACAUUGUUAAUGUGCAACACUGACGUGGACACCGCCGAAGUAUAUCACGUCCGCAGAUACUUUGAGGCAAUUUAAAUGUCUUUAAAACUUCUAGCUGCAAACUAAAUGACUUGGUUGCAACCCUUUAACCUCUAUUUCGUGUGGGACGUCGGAGUCCCAACUACAUCUAGGAUACAUAGAAUAUCCAUCUGACCAAUGCAGUACCACAUUAAUUAACCAGCCUGGAAAAUUUUUGAAUUGUAUGUAGAGAAAUUCUCAGGUUUCCAAGCUCACCGCUUUUCUUGUAUUAUUUCGUUUGUUCGUUCAUCGUAAGGAUAUCACAGCUUUAUGAAAACUUACAACAGCUUGCCAAUAAACGGAGAAACUCACUGAUUUAUCCCCUCUGCUUUGGAGGAACGGUGAUUCCAGUGUCGUGUCGAACUCUCAGUUCUAAAUACACUUGUGUACUCAGCUUUGUUGUAUGAUUACCCUGAGCGGCGAUUACAUAGCACUUUUGUUUCGCAGUUUCUGUGAUCGCCAGUUAGGAAUUCCUUGCUUUUGCCUUAAUUCCAAAGGCGUUUUUCGCUUUCGUGUUCGACACAGAGAAUGUUUCGAUGGAGUUUUAAAAAAAUAAUUUAGGUUAUGUGGUAAAAAUACUCCAUGGGACAAAAACAGCCACCUUGUGGUUAACAUAUUCGUUUACCACCGUGUACCUUCAAAAAUAUGUGGGGUCGUCUCGCUUAAGCGUCUACCACUUCGCAAAUGUCGUCACUGUCGCUUCUUAAAGAAAAUUACUGAACAAGAGAGCGAGAGGUGUUCAAUCUCAUUUCGAGUACAUACAAUUAACUAGAUGACAACUUAUUUUAGUUAUACCAGACACGCUAUUAAUAAGUCACUGUUGUCUAGUGUAUGACUCAAUAUGAAAUUUAUUGGAUCAAUUGUGUGGGACGUAAAAAGAUGUUUGAAGUUACAGUAAUGAAAAGCACAAAAAAACAGAUUUUUUUCCGCUUACGUGAAUAAUUUCCAUCGUGACGAAACAUGAAAGAUUUUGGGCGGAAGGAAUAUAUUUUCCCAGGAAGAAAUUAUAAUAACUGUACAGAAAUGUUGAAGUUUUAUUUUUUGUAAAAUGUAAUGAAAACUAUUUUAUCAAAAUAUUUUUCUAUGUGUAUCGAAUUACUAGCUUAAGACAAGAAAUGCUUAUUUUAAAUGUCUGCUUUUUAAGAAUUCCAUAUACAAUGUAUGUAAUUUUACAUGCUGCGUAUCUAGUCUCUUAUGUAGCGCAAAUAAAAUUAUAAAAGGUAUGUUAUUUGUUUGUGUAAUACAACUGCCUUUUCGUGUCUGUGUAAUUUUGUCAUUGCGACUGAAAAAAAAAGAAAGCCAAUCAAUGUUUUAGAGGCGCAGUCGUUUGGAUUUUAGACUUUGGUCUACAAUGUUGCGUAUGCUUUCCUUGAUUAUGGUGAUAAUUCUGUUGUUCCUGUUACACAAUGAAGAAGCUACAGUGCAAUGCAAGCUUACACAGAAGCUAUUAGCGUUUUUGGUGGUAUUUGGUUUAAGGGCAUU
Schistocerca cancellata (South American locust) is the source of this 5098-nucleotide messenger RNA. Its product is annotated as protein O-mannosyl-transferase TMTC2-like. The transcript is spliced from 18 exons. Lineage: Eukaryota; Metazoa; Arthropoda; Insecta; Orthoptera; Acrididae. Gene Ontology annotation, biological process: protein O-linked glycosylation via mannose. Gene Ontology annotation, molecular function: protein binding; mannosyltransferase activity. Bases 1 to 3456 code for a protein of 1151 amino acids. The record is from RefSeq and is a predicted model, not a curated record. Gene Ontology annotation, cellular component: endoplasmic reticulum membrane.